Messenger RNA from Spodoptera exigua (beet armyworm), 477 nucleotides. The record is from the annotation of a GenBank genome assembly. Lineage: Eukaryota; Metazoa; Arthropoda; Insecta; Lepidoptera; Noctuidae.
AUGAUACUCCUACGUCACAAGACUGUCUCCAAAGCGUCCAGUGUUAAAAUCAGCCAAAAUAAAACUUCGAAAAAGCUUUUCUUUCUUAAGCACUUCAUCACCACCGUAAAUUUUAUCUACGUAAUUGGGUCCGAAAAAAUCCGGAUCAGCAUACAAGAGUGCGUUACGCUUCGAGGGCGGUGCCACAGGGCGUUCCGGAAACGUAUUACUCGCCAACGGUGGCCGGAAAUCGACAAUAUAUUGCGAUCGACCAUCGACUAUUCCGUCGACGUCGAGCGCGUAAAUAAUGCCGUGAUAAGGAACCGUGUUUAUGCCUUGCGAUGCCGCCGACUUGAUUUGUGGGCCUUGGAUGUUGGAAAUCGGUUCGUGAUUCAAUUGACGGCCGCCAUUGUACGCAGCCGACCAUCAGGAGCAGUUUUGACUACCAUAUCGAUUAUUAAGACAACCUUCAUGGAUUUGGAUAAAGAUAUUUUUUAA